CUGACAGUGGCGCUACAACAUUAGAACAGGUGAAGCUGGGGUUUGGACUAUUUCCGUGGGUUGAAAGUUUCGAGGGGAAAAGUAACCAGGAAACUCAGUAACAUGAACAUCGGAUAACGAUAGACACAGUCUUACGAGUGUCAUGAAGUUCUAUGUAUGCCAGUCUGUAGGAUAUCCCACCGCGUGUGUAGCCUAGAGUGUUUUCUGGAUGGACUAACAGUUCCCGUGCCUUUGAUAGGCUAUUUCACUUGGAUUAUGUGAGGGGCUGAAGCUGGUGAACGCAGCGGUAAUCGAUUGAAUCUCAGUCAGAUUUAUUCUGUUCUUCAAACUAAACGGCGGGAUUCUUGUCGUCAUGAGCGUUAAAGAAGGUUGUAUGCAAUGUCUUGAGGCUGUCUUUAGACCAUGUCUAAACCGAUUUAACAAGAACAGUGGACCUGGAAAGAACGAUGUUGACAAAUCGGUGGUUAUUACAAAUCUGCAGGUUGUGGCUCCCAUGCGUGAACUGCCACCACCCUUACCUAAGGAAAGACCGGGAUAUGCCUAUGUAGCUCUCUAUAACUACACGGCCCGAACCGAAGACGAUCUUACUUUUAAUGCUGGAGAUAAACUCGAGGCAUUGGAUAAAAGCCAUGGCAAAUGGUGGUAUGCAAAGGCUCUCACCGGUGUCUCGGCGAACAAGAAGGGUUACAUUCCAGCAAACUAUGUGGCUGCAGUUGAAACUCUUGACGCAGAACCAUGGUUCUUUGCGGACACAAAAAGGCUAGAUGCAGAGAAACUGCUGCAGGGCGAGGGCAAUUCGCAUGGGGCCUUCCUGAUCAGACACUGUGAGAGCCAGAAAGGAGAGUAUUCCCUGUCAGUUCUGGACAAGGGUAAAGUGAAACACUACAAAAUUAGAAAAACAGAGACGGGAGAGUACUAUGUUUCUAGGAACCGGGCCUUUCCGACUCUGAAACUGCUUGUGGAGCACUAUUCAAAGAAAGAAGAUGGCCUGUGUCUGCGUCUCUUGCAACCAUGCAAAAAGAUGGAGGCUCCUCAGACACAUGGACUGUCCUACAACACUGCGGACCAAUGGGAAAUUGACCGCAGCUCAGUGCACCUUUUACGCAAGCUGGGGGCUGGACAGUUCGGGGAAGUGCACGAGGGAAUCUGGAAUGACACCACACCUGUUGCUGUAAAGACUCUGAAACCAGGGACCAUGGACGCUCAGGAUUUCCUGGGCGAGGCUCAGAUCAUGAAGAGGCUGCGGCACCCCAAGCUGAUCCAGCUGUAUGCUGUGUGCACGGUGGAGGAGCCCAUCUACAUCAUCACGGAGCUGAUGAAGAAUGGGAGUCUGCUGGAAUACCUGCAGAAGGAUGGUGGUACAAAACUGCGGAUCUCUGAUCAGAUCGAGAUGGCAGCUCAAGUGGCUGCUGGAAUGGCCUACCUUGAGCUCCAGAAUUACAUCCACAGAGAUCUAGCUGCCCGAAACGUUCUCGUUGGGGAGAAUAAUAUUUGCAAAGUUGCUGACUUUGGCUUGGCACGGGUCUUCAUGGAUGAGAAUGUAUAUCAAGCCAAAGAGGGUACCAAGUUCCCCGUGAAAUGGACAGCACCUGAGGCCAUCCAUGACAACAAGUUCACCAUCAAGUCUGACGUGUGGUCCUUUGGCAUCCUACUUUAUGAAAUUAUGACCUUCGGUCAAAUGCCAUAUCCAACCAUGACCAACUACCAGGUGGUGCAGCAACUACCCAACGGCUACCGCAUGUCCUGCCCUCCCCACUGCCCCAAAGUCAUGUACGAGAUCAUGCAGGAGUGCUGGACAGAACAGCCCGCCAACAGGCCCACCUUUGAGACCCUUCAGUGGAAGCUGGAAGAUUUCUUUGACAUGGACUUGACAUCUUAUGACGAUGCCAACCACUACUAGUUAGGGUUGCUACUAAUUCUGCAACCUUUUGUAAUAGUCCUGUAACACUUGCAAAAAGCCAAAUGCGAUCACGUCCACUUAGUUAAUGUGGGAUCCGGAGAAGGAAGAGAAAACACACUCCAAUAAGUCAUCUAUUAUUAGAAAGAAUGACUUCAGAUAAAAACCCUGUCAUGACAUUUCACUAAUGUCAUUUGGACCAUGGCGUGGAAGUAUCUGUUGUAGUAUUGUGUCAGGAUGUGUUGAGAGGAGAAACUCUGACAACAGUUGUUGUAUUGUCAACUGAAAGCACUUUUUAUAGACCUGCCAGUGUACCGUAGUGUCUGGCAGUCGUAUCGGCAGCACUGUGAACAUGAGGGUAGCCUUGUUUACUGUAGGCUUGGUUAGUGACUAUAAUGCAGUCUUUAACGUCAUGUACCUGUAAGUGUUUGGAUGGAAGGAUUACUGCCUGACCUGAUAAACCUGCUCAACUUGUUGUCUAUCUAUGCGGGACAGAUGUGGUCCAGCUGUUUAUGGGUCGUGACUCAUCAGAAUGCUGUUCUGUAACUGCCUUUGUCAGAGUCUGACACCUCUUUGAAAAAGAGGAACAGCUUUGCUUCAUUAAAUCCUUGUUCCAUAACGUAGGGUCAUUAUGUUCAUUCGUAUGGCCAGUUCAGUCACAUACUCUCCGUUGAAGAAUCAUCCUCACCAACACAAUUUAAAAGCUAUUACACAAAGAGAAACUGUAGAGUUGAAACUAAAGUUUACUAAAUAAUAACAACAAUCAUAAUAGUAUGGUUUGACAGAACAUCUUUGGCAUGAUCAUGUACAUUACACACCUGAGAGUGCUCUUAUGAAGGACAAAUCACAGUGAUCUGACCAAAUAAGCAGUUAACAUGAAGGUAUUGUGUUGUUUUGCUGUUUUUAUCCUUGCUAAGGGUAGACAGUUCAGUGAUUUUAUUUGUUUUCCUUGAUCUACUUUUUAAUGACUGAAAGAUUUGGAAUGGGUUUCCCUUAAUGUGUGUAAUGAACAGGCAGUUACAGUUGCACAGCAUGAAAUAAAUAAGAGAUUUAAUGUG
Alosa alosa (allis shad) is the source of this 2955-nucleotide messenger RNA. RefSeq names its product fyn-related Src family tyrosine kinase (gene frk). Gene Ontology annotation, cellular component: extrinsic component of cytoplasmic side of plasma membrane. The record is from RefSeq and is a predicted model, not a curated record. Gene Ontology annotation, biological process: protein phosphorylation; cell surface receptor protein tyrosine kinase signaling pathway; innate immune response. Gene Ontology annotation, molecular function: non-membrane spanning protein tyrosine kinase activity; signaling receptor binding; ATP binding. The coding region runs from base 353 to 1900 and encodes 515 amino acids. The transcript is spliced from 8 exons. NCBI's taxonomy places the organism in Eukaryota, Metazoa, Chordata, Actinopteri, Clupeiformes, Clupeidae.